Anopheles coluzzii is the source of this 1747-nucleotide messenger RNA. Its product is annotated as prostasin-like. The record is from RefSeq and is a predicted model, not a curated record. The transcript is spliced from 3 exons. The coding region runs from base 28 to 1743 and encodes 571 amino acids. Gene Ontology annotation, biological process: proteolysis. NCBI's taxonomy places the organism in Eukaryota, Metazoa, Arthropoda, Insecta, Diptera, Culicidae. Gene Ontology annotation, molecular function: serine-type endopeptidase activity.
AGCUCAGUUCCGAACACGACACGAGCGAUGCUGGAGUGUCGUUUUGUUUUGCCUCUGGCAUUGUUGCUGACGAUCAGUUUGCUAUCAGCUGAAGCGAUUCAGCACUGUGGCAUGCGUAAGGUGAAACGUGUGAAUUUAAUUCUUGGUGGACGGAAUGCAACGGCCGGUAAAUGGCCCUGGCACGCAACGCUAAUGCAUCGGACGGGAGACGCAAAAAAGCUCGCUUGUGGAGGAAACGUCAUCGAUAAGCAUACAAUUUUAACCGCGGCUCAUUGUUUGUACGAUCGGCAUAAAUUGAUCGCGCUAGAUCGCUUGGUGGUAAUUUUGGGACGGACUGAGCUGUCCGUUGAAGAACCGUGGAGUCACUCCUAUGUGCCGGAGCGCCUCAUCCUACACCCAGGCUACAAGCAGGCCAACGUGAAGGACGACAUUGCGAUGGUAAAGCUAGCGAGCGAGAUCACGAUGAGUGACUACAUCUUCCCGGUAUGCCUGUGGCCGCGGGGUCUCGGUCACGAGGACAUCACCGGUCGCAAAGGGUUUGUGGUUGGGUACGGAUUGAACGAUGCCGGUAGCACAUCGAACCACCUGCUAGAUGUGGAGGUGCCCGUCGUCGAUCGCUGGACCUGUUUGGAGAGCAACCGAGGUACGCUCAGUUCCCAGCUGGCCUCGACGAUGCUGUGUGCCGGGGCACGGGACGGUGUGGGCCCCUGUAAUGGUGAUAGUGGCGGUGGAAUGUUCUUCAGGGCAGGUAAUGAGUGGCAUAUUCGAGGCAUUGUCUCUUUCGCUCCCAAUCUGGACGGUACCGACAAGUGUGAUCCAAAGCAGUACGCGAUCUACACGGACGUGGCCAAGUAUUUGGAUUGGAUUGCGAACGAACUGGGCAAUGUGACGCAAGGCACCACAUCCGAAAGUAUGGCAAAUUCGACCGAUUUUCGAGAGGGUCAGACGUGGCUCACGGUCAAUCGGGACGGAUGUGGCUUGGAAGCACCCGUGUACACGAAUUUACGACACAGCGCCAGUGCUUUUGUUGCACCUUGGGUGGCGAAAAUCGAAUACGUAGGUGAAGAACGGGCGGGGCGUGACAAUGAGUGUCAAGCAUAUCUGAUUACCGAAUGGCAUCUCCUAACACUAGCCUCAUGCGUUGCAGACGUGGAUCAGAACGAGCAGGAACUCUACGUGCGGUUGGGUAAAUUUAGCAUUCCAGGCUUACCCAAACCCCAGAUCCGGUACGUGGAGCAGAUCAUUAUUCACGAGCGGUUCAAAAAAUCCAACAAUGCCAACGAUGUGGCGCUGCUGAAGCUGCGUAAAAAAGCAAACGUUGACGAGGGAUUCGUAAACUCGAUCUGUUUGGCACCGGCAAUGUUUGAGGGGAAUGAUUGGAUUACGUAUGAACUGGAAGGAAAAAAUAAGAAUACUACACGCUCAGCUUAUUCCAUUUUAACACGGUUCGAUACAGAGGCUUGCAGAGAGGAGUAUGCGCAACUAGGGAGGUACCUACCGUCAGACGACAGUUUUGUAUGUUUCGGACAACUAUACCAAUACCAUCCUUUACCGUUGACGCAUAUCACUGUGCCGGGCCGUGUGACGAUAUAUUGGCGCGAAAAGAUAUACCUGUUGGGUUUAGUUUCCAGCUUUCUGCCCAUCCCUUCAACAGUGGGAGACCCUGAAACAAGCUUCCAAUACCUUACCGUUACAAAUGUAAGUUUCUACCGAAGUUGGAUAGAAGAUCAUAUUUUGUUUUGACGAA